This is a messenger RNA of Prorocentrum cordatum, 1364 nucleotides long. The record is from the annotation of a GenBank genome assembly. NCBI's taxonomy places the organism in Eukaryota, Dinophyceae, Prorocentrales, Prorocentraceae.
AGCCAUUUGGGCUCGAGGUUCUUCUACUCGGGCAAAUGUGGUUUGCGUGAAUUCGUAGUUCAAUGCGUUAUGUUCCCAGUCUGAUUGUUGUUGCAACAGGCGUUUGCAGGGACGUUACGCGACCUUCGAGAUGGUGAAAGCAUAUGCCACCGUACCUAUCUUACUCCACAGCUGCACGGCCACUGCGCCGUCUAUUCGGAAGCCACACAUCAUUCACAUUCUGGCCGACGAUCUAGGCUGGGCUGAUAUCGGCUAUCACCGUUCAGCAAGGGAUCGCGACGUGCAGACACCAAACCUUGACGCCAUGAUGAAAAGUGGGAUUGAGUUGGAUCGAUUUUAUGUCUUCCAAUUCUGUGCUCCCUCGAGAAGCGCAAUUCAGACAGGGCGCAGUCCCAUUCAUGUCAAUGUCCAAAACAUCGGUCCUGAAACGGCGAAUCCCCUAGAUCUGGAUGGUGGUUGGCAGGGCAUUCCCGUGAACAUGACCGGUGUUGCUUCCCUCCUGCGCAAAGCAGGAUACAGGACACACAUGGUCGGCAAGUGGGAUGUCGGGAUGGCGACCAUGGCGCAUCAUCCACGGGCGCGGGGCUAUGAAUCUUGGUUGGGGUACUGGCAUCACUCCAACGACUACUGGCAGCACAAGGUUGGUAGGUGUGGCCUGGAGGAGCUCAGAGAUCUUUGGCGGUACGAUUCGGACUACGAUGGCCCUGCGUCUGACAUGGCCAACGGGCCGCACUGCAGCCAGGGGAACCAGGCGCCAAGCAAUGAGACCUGCGUGUACGAGGAGAGGGUCCUGACAGACCGCGUGAAGGACGUGAUCCACAGCCACAGCGCGUCUGAGCCUCUGUUUCUCUUCUGGUCCAUGCACCUGGUGCACUACCCGCUGCAGGUGCCUCGCGAAUACUUGCAGAAGUUCGCCUUCAUAGAAAACAGCAACCGACGGCAUUUGCACGCGAUGGUAAACUACAUGGACGACGUUGUGGGCGAGGUCGUGGCAUUGCUGAAGACGCGUGGCUUGUGGGCGAACGCUCUCGUAGUGUUCCAUAGCGACAACGGCGGAGAGAUCAUCUUCGAUGGUGUGUGCGGUGGCAACAAUUGGCCUCUACGUGGUGGGAAGUUCUCGAACUUCGAAGGCGGUAUCAGGGUGAACGCGUUUGCUACUGGAGGGUUUAUCGAAGACGCCUUCGGCGAGGCAUCGUCGCCCCUGGUGGCCACAAGAGGCCAGUGCGUCCCCGGUGGGCUUGCCUGGGGGUCUCUUUGGCCCUGCUUGGCGACCUCCCUCUUAUUGCAUUGGGGCUCUCUUCAGGCCCUCGUGGGCAGUCCUUGAGGUCGCUCGGGGCCCUCCUAGUGGAGUGCACUCGUUCGCU